Messenger RNA from Jaminaea rosea, 6307 nucleotides. RefSeq lists its product as hypothetical. Gene Ontology annotation, biological process: reticulophagy; piecemeal microautophagy of the nucleus; autophagy of mitochondrion. Bases 162 to 6239 code for a protein of 2025 amino acids. The transcript has a single exon. The record is from RefSeq and is a predicted model, not a curated record. Lineage: Eukaryota; Fungi; Basidiomycota; Exobasidiomycetes; Microstromatales. Gene Ontology annotation, molecular function: phosphatidylinositol-3-phosphate binding. Gene Ontology annotation, cellular component: extrinsic component of membrane; phagophore assembly site.
CUCCUUUCUAUUCAACCACACAUCGAACAAAGCAUCUUCACCAUCAGACCUCGGUCGGGUGCUCUCCGCUUUGAUGUCACGCCCACACGCGCUAUCAGCCUCGCCAUCGUGACGGGCCCUGCCGCGUCGACCUCUGACUUCCCCACCGCCACCCGGGCACUAUGUUCGCCCUCCCCACCUUCCUUGGCGGAUGGGAGCUGCCCACGCUCUCGUCCUACACCAGCCUCUCCUCUACCUUGCAGAAGCGCAUCUUCUCCUUCGUCUUGCGACGGCUACUGGGCAGGUACGUCAAAGAAGGGCAGCUCGACUGGAACCAGAUCGAGGCCGGCAUCACGCGGGGCAGCCUCGAGAUAAGCAAUGUCGAGCUUGAUCCUGCAGCAAUCAACCAGCCUCUGGAUGGUACGCCGCUGCGGGCAAGUGGCUUGGUCGUUGGGAGUAUCAGUAUGCAAUUACCUCUCACCAACUUGCGCUCGGGCGGCAUCUCGAUCACAGUUAAGGAGCCGCGCCUCCGGCUUGAACUUGCACCUACCGUCGCCUCACGACAACGGCCGGGUCCGAGCAGUCAAUCGCCAUUAGACGCACCAGAGUCAUUGGCAGACUUGGCUGAAAGCCUUUUACAUGACGACGUCGAGGGCAGACAGCUUGAGCAGUCUAUUCAAGACUCAAUGUUGUCUGAGGACGACACAGCGAUACCCGGAUCAGUCGCAUCUGGACCGGAAGCGCAAGACGCUCCUCAGGCGGGUGGCUUCGUAGCUGCCAUCAUUGAGGGCCUCCUUGCUCGCCUUUCCGUCAGCAUACAGCGACCAAGUAUCGUUCUUGAACAUACCCCUGCAACUUCACAACUCGGCAAGGUGACUUUGGACCUCACAGCAGACAAUAUCGAGCUACAAAGCGAGACGAGCGAGGAGGCCGCAGGCGUGGAUGAUGCCUUACCUGUACGUAGCAAGAUGAGGAAGCUUGAAGUCUCAGGUCUAGCACUGUGGUGCACAUGCUCUCCCACAGAAACAGGCAAGAAGCCGCGUCCCCCCUCCUCAGGCUCAGGCUCAGGGUCAAGCGAAGAUGAUGACGACGAGGAUUCAGAAGGGAUGAUGCAGAUGAGCCAAGCCGUGCAGGAUCUCUCGCUGAGCACGGCCUCGGCCGUAUCGCAUUACAGUGACGCCACUGCUGGGUCGGCGAGCGUAUAUGAGAGCGCUGAACUACCAGCCGCAAGAGGGGAGGAAGCUGUUCGACAUCGAAUCCUCAGCUUUGGAGAGGAGCCUAUCAUCGUUAGGAUGACGACGCAGAGGCCUGUCUGUACUGUUCGAGGAACAGGCGCAGCAUCAAAUGCGACGGCAAGAGAGCCAAUUGUGCGCAACAUCGAUUUGUCAAUCGAAGCUGGCACACUUGCUGGCUUGGUGAGACCGCAAGACGCCUGCGGCAUACUGAGCCUCGUCAAUGAGCUGAACUGCUUAAUGGAAGGACAAGGGCAGCAUCGAGACGGAACAGCUGCGCCAAGGUCCACACAGCCAUCCACGGUUGCACUGUCGGCAAAAGUAUCCCUUAAAGCCGCGCAUCUCCUGUGUGCCUACGGCAUGGUAGAAGCAGACUCGAAUCGUCAGACCGGGCUGGAUGCCUUCUGGGCUCGCCCUAGUCGAACGCAGCCGCCGUUGGACCAUUUGCGCCUCAAUUUGUCCUCUUUACUGGUUUCAUUCACUCAGCAAGCAGGACUGGAGUCCAAGUCCAAUCUAGCAUUGAGAAUUGCCGAUACUGACCUGAUGGAUCACCACCUCUCUACCAAGUCAUCUAGUACGAUGGUCACACUACCCAUUCUCAUCUUCGAGCCCUCGCUCGGCGAGGAAGCUCCGUCAUCUCUACUCGAUUGGGUACAGCUCGCCCGCGAGUCAGCGUUCAGCACCAACAAAAGCUCCUUCCAACCGUAUACUCGCACCACCUUUGGCGAAAGGGCCUGGCGUCUCAAGCCUCGACAUCGUCGAGGAUCGAGCAAGACGGCGGAGACGACGGAGAGCGGGGCGGAGAGUCCCAAACACAGUCUGGCGGUUGAUGGAACAUUCUCUACCUCAGAGCAGCUAUCUUACUCGGUUCACUUGGGCGCCAUGCAGUUCUUCGCGGACCUCUCGAUGGUAAGCCGCAUAAUGCCCUUACUUCACUCGCUUGGGUCGGUCCAUUCAGCGAGAUCGCCGCCGCCCUCAUCGAUGGGCGGCAGCAGCUUGAUGAGUUCGAUCGAGACGUUACACGCUGAAAGGAUAGCAGACGAUGACGUGCAGGCAAAAUCGCCAGUCGCGCUGACGCUCAAUUGUGAGCUGAUCAGAACGCAUGUCCGGGUGCCGAACAAGCAUGGCCGUGAGCAAGAUGGGCACAACGACGCGACGAGUCUUCGGUCUGGUCUCCUUGCAGUGGACAUUGCGGACGUUGGCUUCGUGCAAGGGGCACCAUCUGGAGUUGCAGCUACGCCUCCACCUACUGGUUUGCGCGUGCGGUACGCAGAAGAUACGAGACCAGCUGAGCCCUCAGCAGAAGUUUCAGUUGGACACAUAGCCGUCCACUUCCAAUCCAGUGUAGCGGGCGCCACCGUGAGCACCAUCGCGAACGUCGGCCAGCUCGGACGCCAAGACGAAGAGUCGACCCCACGGCUACGGCCACGCAUUCAGCUACCGGAUGCAACAUCGAGCAUACGCAGUAUCACCCGAGCCUUUGUCCCCCUCUGCACGGCCAGCAUUAGCAAGCCCACCCUAGAUGGGCUCGCCCUCAUGGCGGACGAUGCAACGGCGUGGUCCGCCGACCUCUCGCGAAUAGGAGAGAGCUCGCAAGACGAACAAGACGGCCUGCGCAUCCUUGGUAGCCGCUUCUUUGGCUCGCGGGUUGGGCUGGCGUCUCCAUCAAUGAGCAGCGACUCGAUCAACACAGUGCAAGACGCUGGGCAGAAGAAGGGAGCUUUCGAGCUGAAUAUGACCGAGGCGGAGGUGACUUUACUCGUGCCGAGACAAAGCGCCCGUUCCGCCGGCCAGGAAGCAUCCCCUCGCCAGCUCGAUGUGAUUGGCAGAGAUAUGCGUCUCUUUUUCGAUCCCUCGCACGAGAAGGACACUGCCUCCCUCACUCUGACGCUUCUGGCCCUCUUCAUUAAGCAGCGGGACGCUUCCCUGCCUCUCCUGACUCCAACCAUGGAGCAGUCCCUCACACGCGGCGUCACGCCCGUCCUUUCGCUCAGCAUGGUUCUCUUUGCCGACUCGGCUAGCUCACGGAGGGAGAGCCGGAUCGAGCCUCUCGUCCGCGACCUGACGGUCAGUGUCACGGAGGACCUCAGCCUGUUCGCGGAUUUGGGAGCCUUCUUUCAGUCUCCGGCCGGAGCAUUUGAGAACGUGGAGCCGAAUGAGUUGACGAGGCUCAUGGUCAGGCUGAAGAAUGUUUCGCUCCAGCUUGCACCAGCCACGACGCCAGCACGCGCUGUUCUCCUGCUUGGGGACAUGCAGCUUCGUAGCCGGCUCGUGGGUGAUUCGCCGAGGAGUAGCUAUACCUUUGCCUUUGCGGAGACGAUUGUACUCGUCGUCGAUGAGGCAAACCCGUCAGUGGAGGAGAGACGCUUUCGCAUCAAGCGCCCCUUGGAUCACUGGGUGGCGCAAGGGUUUGCGAAGGUGCUGCGAGUCGAUGAUAUACAGGGCAGUGUGACGAUGAGUAGACUGACCUUGCCCGAUGUGGAUGUCAAGGUCUCCCGGGUGAGGGCUGAGCUGAGUGCUUGUGCUGAUACGGCACUCGCCUUUGAACCUUUAGCUGCGGCAUUCAGUGCUGGGCAAGCCAGCCAAGGCAUGGCCAGCGAUGCGGAAGAGGCGACUGGGGACACCUCGAUGGACAGCUUCGACGACGGCGACGAUGCAGAGCGGGGAACAGGGUCAGCCAACAUCCUCGACAGUCUGGAUGAAGAUGCCUUUCGCGGCAAGGUCCUGCCAUCGGCGGCAUCUAUUCCGGACAUGCUUGACGACGAUAUUCCGUCACAUCCAGCAUAUUAUGGUCACGAGCCACGUCAGCCCACAGUUUACGUGGAGACUCCCUUAGCAGAGGACGAGUUUUUCGGCGCCGAGUCUAUUGCCUCGAUGGUAGAGACGGAGGCUGCCUCUGAAACAGCCAGUGGUCGAGGCGGCGAGCGAUCACAGGCUCCUGUCUUAUUCUCGUCGAACAUCGUCACCAUCCGGUCCCUGGACCCUCGUGGCAUCCGCCCCACACCUGGCUACUUCAGUCGUUCCGACCUCACGCCUGCAUCGCGCAACCCAUCCGCCAACCUCGCCAGCACUCUCCGCAUCCGCGUAUCGGACUGCGACAUUACUCUCAAGCUGCAUGGCGGAUAUGACUGGUCGUCCACGCGCAUCGCAAUUGAGGAUGAGAUUAAGCGGGUCCGUCGACGAUUGCAAAAGAUCAAGCAGCUGCUCGACGAGGGACAGCAGCCUGACGACAGUAUUGAGGAGGCCACGCAGGGUCUGAUGGAGUCGAUACACAUCUCGGCGCCAUUCGAUCCGAGAGGGGCCGAGGUGGGCCAGGCCCUUGGGGCAUUGAAUGCUGAGUUGGAGGAGGAGCAAAGUGAGACGGCGAGCUCGACGAGUACGUGGCAGCCGCUGCCACGUGGACAGCAGCGAAGCGCAGCAGGGUCGGGUGCCUUCGCUGCUACUACGGCCGCGGUCGCAGCCCGCCGCAAGCGCUCCAAGCUAGAGCGGUCCCACUCUUCGCAGAUCGAUAUCGCAUUCCGCGGCUUUGCUCUGGAGUACGACGUCUUUACCUCAGGCUCGCCUCUGACUUCCAACCUCGACGCCAGUGCAGCGUCGGUGCAGAUCCUGGACAACCUCAAGACGUCGACUUGGCACGCUUUCCUGACGGAGAUGAAGAGCAACAAGCAUCUGCCCGAGGCCAGCAGGCGAGGCGCGAAGAUGCUGAGGGUCCAGGUGCUCGGGAUGCCGACAAGGAGGGGCCGAAGGCGAGGAGGGGAAGGCGGCGGUGAGCAAGCCUCAUCAAAUCCUUCGGAAGUCGAGCUUCGCGUUCGCGCCAAGCUUUCCCCUCUCCGUCUCCACGUAGACCAAGAUGCGCUCGACUUUCUCAAGAAGUUCUUCGCCUUUGAAAGGCGCGGCACAGUGCCUCCAAACUCAUCACCGCGCCGAUCUCCUUCAGGCAGUGCACUUCCCUACAUUCAAUAUGCGGAGAUCCUACCCAUCACCCUCUGCCUUGACUAUAAGCCGAAACGCGUCGACUACUCCCUGCUCCUUCGACAGGGCAAAGCCAUCGAGAUGAUGAACUUCUUCCACUUCGAUGCGGCCGAAAUGACGUUGCGCCAUAUCAAGCUGCGAGGCAUUGCUGGCUGGCCACGGCUCUUCGACACGCUCAAUGAUAUUUGGACGCCGGACGUCAAGGCUAAUCAGCUUGCCGAUGUCCUGGCGGGGAUUGCGCCACUGAGGAGUGUGGUCAAUGUCGGGGCUGGUGUGGCGGACUUGGUGCUGUUGCCGAUCGAGCAGUAUCAGAAGGAUGGUCGAUUGGGCAAGGGCCUGCAGAAGGGAGCGAAACGAUUUGCCAAGGCCACGGCGCUCGAGGCUUUUAGAUUGGGGGCGAAGCUGGCGACUGGCACGCAGGUGGUGUUGGAGAGGGCGGAGCAUGUGCUUGGAGGAAGAAUACAGGGUGUGGCGGAGAGUGGUCCGGCGACGAGGAGGGAGAAAAGGCGGGACAACAGGGGCAGCGACCGCGGAUCGAGCGACGAGGAAGACGAUGACUACGAGGAUGGUCUGGUCUCAACGAUCAUCGACCCCUCGGCGACCAACUCCUCAGCAUCCACGUCAGCUCAGCCUCUGAGCAAAUACGCCUCUCCACCCGCCUCAAUGGGCCAAGCUCUCUCUCAAGCCUACACAGGCUUGCAGCGUGGCGUCUCCUCGGCGGCGCAGACGAUCCUCGCUGUGCCAAUGGAGGUGUAUGAGAGUGGACAGCCGGGUAGCCCUGGAGGAGGAGGAGCAGGUGGCAGUGGCGGUCGCACAGUGGUCAGGGCAGUGCCUAUUGCCGUGCUGCAGGGAGCUAGAGGAGCUAGCGAGGCCGUCAGCCGGACAAUGAUGGGGCUGGCGGGGGUGCUCGAGGGUGGCCAGCCAUCGCAGGCGCGCAGCGAUUCGCAGCGCAUCAAGGAGAGUGGCGGCAUGAGCUCGCGUAUUGACGAAACUUCGCGACGAGGCGGCGAUGACCCAAGGGCGAUGGCUGGGAAGUACAAGCAACGACAAUCUUGAGAGGCGGUCGAGCGCUGCCCAAGGAGUGGAGGCGAGUUGAGACCAGACUGUAGCAUCACAUCACAUCA